CCUCACCUUAAAACUUGGAGUCUAAAAUCAACUCGUAUAUAUUUACAGGAGAGCUGGUAUCUAUUUAUACUUUAGCUUAUAUAUAUAUUGAAUUUGCCAAUGGAGAAAGUAAGCAGAAUGGUAACUGAAAAGCCAGUGGUGAUAUUCAGCAAGAGUUGUUGCUGCAUGAGCCACUCUAUUAAGUCUCUCUUCUCCGACCUCGGCGUUAACACCGCGAUUUACGAGCUGGACGAGAUGCAGAGAGGCCAUGAUAUAGAGGCGGCGCUUUCAAAUCUCGGCUGCAAUCCAACAGUUCCGGCGGUGUUCAUCGGCGGCGAAAUGGUGGGUGGAGAAAAUGAGGUGAUGAGUCUUCAUCUCCAAGGGUCCUUAAAGCCAAAACUCAAAAGCGCAGGAGCUUUGUGGGUUUAAUAAACGCUUUACUAAACCUAACUUCUACCGUUCUACGUAUCAAACGCAGGCCAAUAAAAACAAUAACAAUGAUCAUGGCGAUGCUUUGCGUUUUUAUUUUUUAAAUAAUACUCUUAGUUAGAGUUUGGAUACUAAUUAAUUACUUUUUACUAUGAAAAAGGAAAAAAUUUAAAGUGUGUAUAUGUAUAAGGAUUAAACUUAUACUAUAUAUAAUGACAAAUGUAAAGAUUUUUAACACUAUUUGUAUAUUAACUUCUUGUAGCAAGUAGUCUAUUUUAUUUCCAAAUAAAUUAUUGUACUUGUUAUGAGUA
Messenger RNA from Nicotiana attenuata, 719 nucleotides. RefSeq names its product monothiol glutaredoxin-S3-like. The coding region runs from base 100 to 408 and encodes 102 amino acids. The transcript has a single exon. The record is from RefSeq and is a predicted model, not a curated record. Lineage: Eukaryota; Viridiplantae; Streptophyta; Magnoliopsida; Solanales; Solanaceae.